Molecule: messenger RNA, 1704 nt
Organism: Bipolaris zeicola 26-R-13
Lineage: Eukaryota; Fungi; Ascomycota; Dothideomycetes; Pleosporales; Pleosporaceae
Exons: 1
Coding region: 1-1704 (567 amino acids)
Molecular function (GO): mannitol dehydrogenase activity
Source: RefSeq, a predicted model, not a curated record
AUGCCUCCCCAAGUCCCAAGGAACCUCCUGCGAGCAGCCCGCGCUCGGGCUGUCUUCCAGUCCACCAGGCCCUGCCACCGCGCCUCUCCCAUCAGAUUCCAGUCCACCGAGGCUGUUCGGCAAACCCCCUCAGAGGGCAAGCCCAUCUACAACGCCCCACCCAGGGAGUUUACUCACCGCAAAGAGGAGAAGAUCCCUUCCUCCGCCUCGACACAAGCUCGUCGCGCGGUAGCAUCCCCUCUUAAGCUCAACACCCAGAACCUUGCACAGCUCCAGAAUGUCUCCAUUCCCACCUACAACCGACAAGGUGUCAAGCAGGGAAUCGUCCACGUUGGUGUUGGCGGUUUCCACCGCGCCCAUCUUGCUGCUUACGUCGACACGCUCCUCGAGCAAUUCAACGUACAGGACUGGUCCAUCUGCGGUGUUGACCUUCAGCCAUUCGCCGCUCCCAUGCGCGAUGCCCUGAAGCCCCAGGACAACCUCUACACCAUUAUUGAGCGCGCCGCCGAGGGCAGCAGUGCCCGUGUUUGCGGUGCCAUUACCGACUACAUGUUUGCUCCCGAUAACGCCGAGGCUGUUGUCGCCAAGAUGGCCCACCCCGACACUCACAUUGUUUCCAUGACCGUCACCGAGAGCGGCUACUACAUGAACGAGAACACCCACGAGCUCCAGACCGACCACCCCGACGUCGCCGCCGACUUGGCUGGUGGACAGCCACCCCACACCGUCUUUGGUUACCUCUACGCCGCCAUGGCCCGCCGCCACGCUGCUGGCCUCCGACCUUUCACUGUUCUUUCUUGCGAUAACAUGCAGAAGAACGGUGACAUCAGCCGUGACAUGCUUGUCUCCUUUGCUCGUCACUUCAACCCCGAGGUUGCCGAGUGGAUCGCCAGCAACGGCGCUUUCCCCAACUCCAUGGUCGACCGCAUCACUCCCCGCACCAAUGAGGAGGACAAGGUCAGCCUUGCCCAGCAGUUCGGUGUUGAGGAUGCCUGGCCAGUCGUCACCGAGCCCUUCCACCAGUGGGUGCUCGAGGACAAGUUUGUUGACGGCCGCCCUCCCUUUGAGAAGGCCGGUGUCCAGAUUGUCCCCGAUGUCCACAAGGUCGAGGAGUACGAGAUGAUCAAGCUCCGUCUCCUCAACGGAUCCCACUCUGCCAUGGGCUACGCCGGUCAGCUCGCUGGCUUCAACUACAUCCACGAGGUCAUUGGCCACCCCGUGUACCGCCAGUUCAUCAUCAACAUGAUGCAGCAGGAGGUUAAGCCUCUCCUCCCCCAGAUCCCCGGUGUCAGCGUCGACGACUACUGCAACACCCUCCUCGGUCGUUUCUCCAACCCCACCCUCAAGGACGAGCUUCCCCGUAUCUGCCUCGGUGGCAGCGGCAAGAUCCCUCAAUUCAUCAUGCCCAGCAUUGCUGAGCAGAUCAUUGCCGGUGGUCCCCUCCGCCGCCUCACCCUUGUAGCUGCCGCCUGGUUCCGCUACAACAACGGUGUCGAUGAUGCCGGCAAGGCCUUCAAGGUCGACGACCCCAUGGUCGAGGAGCUUCAGGCCCACGCUGCACAGGGCCCCAUGGCUCAGCUCAACAUCAAGAGCUUGUUCGGUGACGAUCUCCGCAACGACAAGCGCUUCGUUUCCGAGCUCCAGACUGCUCUCGAGGGUCUCGAGAAGCACGGCGCCAUGGCCAUGAUUGAGAAGUAUGCUUAA